Molecule: messenger RNA, 2629 nt
Organism: Klebsormidium nitens
Lineage: Eukaryota; Viridiplantae; Streptophyta; Klebsormidiophyceae; Klebsormidiales; Klebsormidiaceae
Source: the annotation of a GenBank genome assembly
CGGGCUCUUUAAUUGACUGGAAAAAUCACGUUGGAUCUCUGUUUCCCGGCGUGCAAUGUACAUGUACUCUUCAGAGUGUCUCAAUAGAGAAAGCGCAGCAACUUGAAAUACAUGUUUCACGUUAUAAAGCACAGCUGCUCUAUUGUGCAAGGGUUUCCAUCGGGAUUCAUACGAUGGUUUGUCAAAUAGCUGGGAAAGUAACAUGCAUGCUGCUGAUCGCUCCACCGACCACUUAUUCGAAGAUCUUCUUCAAAGCCAUCAUUGGUGACUCGUAAGUCAGAUAGUCUAAAUGCAAUUUUGAAGCUUCAACUGACCCACCAACGCUGGCAUACCUCUACGAUUUCGUCUGUUCAGUAUUUUGGCAUGGAUCGUGUGUGUUGGCUACAUACAAACUGAAAUUUCAAGCGAAGACAUUUGUGCGCAAGGGUUCUGGAGUUGCCAAAAAGGCCCGGCACAGAGCUGAGGGCCCGGCAUUCACCAUUACCGCGCUGUGGUGGACCGUUCCCACCCAGGUCCCAAGUUGGAGCAGAGCACUCCCUGGCCCUGGCCCUGGUAGCAAGCAGAUGCCCCAAACUCGCGAAGGUUGAAAGGUCAUUCACGUUGAACACUGUUGGAGAUCAGCUCUAUCAAGCUCGGUUCUUCAGAAUUCCAAAGGUGACUGGGAGUUCAAGUCACGCGCGGUGACUCAUAAUCCGGGUCAUCGGUACAGUGGCGCUGGCAAGGUCUGGCAUCCUUUGGCGUCCUGCGGCGGAGCUUGAAUCUGCUUGUUUUGCUGCCAGGUGUCCUUCUAGAAGCAAGAAACUGCUUUUCUAGGUCAGCAAUAGGUCGGCAAUCGGUGACCUGGCACACUUUACGGCGGCACCCGAUGGCGCACUCUGGCUCACUUUGGCAGCUUAAUGAGGGUGUUUUGAUGGGCUGCAAUGGUCCUCAACUUCAUUUCUCAGAAAAACAAAGGGUCCAUUUCUGGAGGGAGCUCUCUGGGAAGCUCGGAAGCUGGCAAUCUGUGGGCAGCGCGUCGUGCACGCAGGCGUCUGGUGAUGCUCAGGCUGAUAGCUCAGCAACAGCAGAGUGUGUGGACAGCCGCACUGUGCAUCAGCUUUCAAGAUGGCAGACACUACCAUGCCACAACAGCAAGGGCCGGCAGCCCCGCUGUUUGAGGGCAAGGAAGGCACCCCUUCUGUUGGAUUACCGCCUUCCAUCGGGAGAGCUCGUGGCGAGCGCGGCCAGAGGCUUCCUCACCAACUCCAAGAGAGGCCACCGCAUUUUCCAAAAGGUGGCGGGGACCCUGGGCCAGCGCGCUCAAGAGGAGCUCGGGUCUGCAGGCCUUCUCUGGUCGAAGGCUGCCUGGGAUGGGAGCCUGCAUGCCGCGAUGGCAGCUCUCCAGUCACUGGCGGGCACUGUAGACGCUGGCUUGCAAGAGGGCUUCGAGAAGGUCUUGACAUCGAUCAGGCAGGCCCACAUGGAGGGGCUCAAGCAGCGAGAGACUUACAACGAUACUUUUCAGCGAAGUGGGCUGUACUAUAGUUCAGCGCCCAAGAGCAGACGCCUCACAGCAACGCUCCUGAUCAUUGGGGGGAUCGAGCCCAAUCCCGGCUGGGGGGGCGACGAGGUAAGCGAUUAUGCGGCUCAAGGCAGGACAACGCUGGGAAGCGACAUCGACAGAGGGUGGCCACUCGUCCCACUGCCGUCACUGGAGGAGGUUUACGGCAGUCCGCCGUCGCGCCAAGCCCAGAGCAUGCAUUCACAGUUCGAAGCGUGGAGGAGCCAAGCACGUUUGAGCGAGCAGAUAAGCGGCGGCAACCAGCGGUCGGCUACGAGUGCGGCCAGUGAGUCCGGGUCCGAGCUGUCGGAUAUGGAAGACGAAGGCGAGGACAUUGAGGGGGCGGAGUUUGAGAGCGUGGACGAGCCUCAAGACGUGGGAACAUCCAGGGAUCGCGCAUUCAUCGACGAUGAAGACGCAAGCGAAGAUGAAGAGAACGAGGUGAUUGCGCAAGGCAGGUUUCGUGUUGCCAGAGGAUCGAGCUCCGACUCGGAUGUCCCUCUGCUUCUGGCUCGGCGCUUCAAGCCGCAGGCGCCGGGACGGGCGACCAAGGCGCUCCAAACAAGCCGCCGAGCCCGUUCUCCGCCCUCUUGGUCGAGAGCUUCGGCCGAGGAAGGCAGCCCUUCACAGGGCUUUUCCUCUACGGUGAGCGACGGGGGUUGGGCUGAUCAGCAGCUGCCGCCCGCUACUGGUGGCCGCAUCCUGCUGCAGCGCUCCGAGGAAGCCGCAAUGGACACGGAGUCCGGGUCGGACGAGCUUCCGGGUUUCCGUAAGCGGCGGGUGCUUGAUGGGGCAGCCCGCUCUCCACAAAUCAGGCGGCGCCGUCGGGUGCUGCUCUCAUCAUCGGAGCCCUCGGGUGAGACCGGCAGCGUCUCGGCAAGGCGGAGCGGUGCUGCUGGGUCGGAAGAAGAGGUGCAGGAGAGGGGGGCCGAUGAGCUCGUGCCCGGCGUCGGCGCCAGCUUCGACGGUUCGCCGGAGCCUGAAGACGACGGCAGCUUGGACGAGUCAGAUUUUGGGGAGGAGUUUGCGACUCUGUGCGUGAUCGAGCCGCGCCCGCGGCGAGCGACCAUCAGUCGAGCGAAGCCAUGA